GAGGGGCGAGGACUAACACGCUCUGGGGAAAAAAAGCACCUGUAGCGGAUCUGCUCGGUCAUCACUGUCCUUCUUGUCCGCUUCACAGGAUCACACGGCUUUCAUCCCGAAGUCUACUUGUGAUUUCUUUACAAGUUGUUUUCUCCAUCCGUCUUUCUCCAUCUUCUAAGCGGAGACUCAAGUUUGCAGAAUGGUUCAAGUUGCGCGGCGCACCGCAGCUUUCCGGCAACAACUUGUCCUGGCGCUUUGGAUGGCAUCAGCUAUCAUGGGCAGAGAAGCAACAGAUUCCAGCUCCACCACUACAGAAACAACAACCAUCCCAACCACGACUCAAAGGACUACCAUUUCCAGCACAACGCCAGCUAAUGCCACAGGGAAUGACAAUACAACCACUCCUGUAGCUACGACACCUACCACCCCACCAGUUACACAAAAUAGUACAGAAAUGCCAACCGAUGCUACAACACAUAAUUUAAGUAAAACUUUUACAACACCAGAUAAUAGUAAUGCUACUGCACACGUCACUGAACCCUCAAGCAUCAACACCAGUACAACUACAAAUGCCACCAGUAUGACCUCAGGCUCUACCGCUUCAACCACAAGCAGCAACACUACCCACACACCAAACAUCUGUGCUAAAACCUCAAACAUCAGUGCUACACCCGCACCUGACUUCAACACUACUACACCCUCACAUGACAUCAACACUACCCACACACCAAACAUCACUGCUACAACCUCAAACAUCAGUGCUACACCCGCACCUGACUUCAACACUACUACACCCUCACAUGACAUCAACACUACCCACACACCAAACAUCACUGCUACAACCUCAAACAUCAGUGCUACACCCGCACCUGACUUCAACACUACUACACCCUCACAUGACAUCAACACUACCCACACACCAAACAUCACUGCUACAACCUCAAACAUCAGUGCUACACCCGCACCUGACUUCAACACUACUACACCCUCACAUGACAUCAACACUACCCACACACCAAACAUCACUGCUACAACCUCAAACAUCAGUGCUACACCCGCACCUGACUUCAACACUACUACACCCUCACAUGACUUCAACACUACCCACACACCAAACAUCACUGCUACAACCUCAAACAUCAGUGCUACACCCGCACCUGACUUCAACACUACUACACCCUCACAUGACUUCAACACUACCCACACACCAAACAUCACUGCUACAACCUCAAACAUCAGUGCUACACCCGCACCUGACUUCAACACUACUACACCCUCACAUGACUUCAACACUACCCACACACCAAACAUCACUGCUACAACCUCAAACAUCAGUGCUAUACCCGCACCUGACUUCAACACUACUACACCCUCACAUGACUUCAACACUACCCACACACCAAACAUCACUGCUACAACCUCAAACAUCAGUGCUACACCCGCACCUGACUUCAACUCUAGCCACACAGCAAACAUGACUACUGCACCCACACCUGACUUCAACACUACUACACCCUCACAUGACUUCAACACUACCCACACACCAAACAUCAGUGCUACAACCUCAAACAUCAGUGCUACACCCGCACCUGACUUCAACUCUAGCCACACAGCAAACAUGACUACUGCACCCACACCUGACUUCAACACUACUACACCCUCACAUGACUUCAACACUACCCACACACCAAACAUCAGUGCUACAACCUCAAACAUCAGUGCUACACCCGCACCUGACUUCAACUCUAGCCACACACCAAACAUGACUACUGCACCCACACAUGACUUCAACACUACUACACCCUCACCUGACUUCAACACUACAACACCCUCACCUGACUUCAACACUACAACACCCUCACCUGACUUCAACACUACCCACACACCAAACAUCACUGUUGCACCCACACCUGACUUCAACACUACCCACGCAGCAAACAUCACUGCUACACCCACAUCUGACUUGAACAUAACCCAUACACCAACCAUCACUGCUACACCCACAUCUAACUUGAACAUAACCCAUACACCAACCAUCACUGCUACACCCACAUCUGACUUGAACAUAACCCAUACACCAACCAUCACUGCUACACCCACAUCUGACUUGAACAUAACCCAUACACCAACCAUCACUGCUACACCCACAUCUGACUUGAACAUAACCCAUACACCAACCAUCACUGCUACACCCAUGCCAAUGAUCACUUCUACAACCUCAAACAGCACUGCUAUAACCACAUCUGUUAGCGACACUACCCACACACCCAUCACCACUAAUACAACCUCAAACAUCACUACUAUAUCCACACCUGCCACCAUCUCUACCCACACACCCACCACCACUAAUACAACCUCAAACAUCACUACUAUAUCCACACCUGCCACCAUCUCUACCCACACACCCAUCACUGCUAUGACCUCAAACAUCACUGCUAUAUCCACACCUGCCACCAUCUCUACCCACACACCCAUCACUGCUAUGACCUCAAACAUCACUACUAUAUCCACACCUGCCACCAUCUCUACCCACACACCCACCACCACUAAUACAACCUCAAACAUCACUACUAUAUCCACACCUGCCACCAUCUCUACCCACACACCCAUCACCACUAAUACAACCUCAAACAUCACUACUAUAUCCACACCUGCCACCAUCUCUACCCACACACCCAUCACCACUAAUACAACCUCAAACAUCACUACUAUAUCCACACCUGCCACCAUCUCUACCCACACACCCAUCACCACUAAUACAACCUCAAACAUCACUACUAUAUCCACACCUGCCACCAUCUCUACCCACACACCCACCACCACUAAUACAACCUCAAACAUCACUACUAUAUCCACACCUGCCACCAUCUCUACCCACACACCCACCACCACUAAUACAACCUCAAACAUCACUACUAUAUCCACACCUGCCACCGUCUCUACCCACACACCCAUCACUGCUAUGACCUCAAACAUCACUACUAUAACCACACCAAACAUCAACACUACCCAUACCAGCAGUGUCACAACUGGGUCUUCGGUUCCACCUGUUACCAACACAACCACGGCACCAGUCACCUGUACUGACGGGUCCUGUCCACCUCUCUCCAUCUGUGUAAACUCCAUCUGUGAGUGUCUCCCUGGAAUGUACCUCUCACAAGGCCAGUGUAUUGAAGGAAAAGUGUUCCCAGGACAGCUGCAUUUAAAAAAUAAAGUUUUUACACCUGAUAUGAGUGAUCCUAAUUCUAAGGCAUUUCAAAACACAGCCAAUGGGAUCAUUAAUUCGCUGAAGAAAAUCUUCCAAAAUACAAAUGGCUACAUAAAAUCUGUUGUUCUGAAACUAAGUGAAGGCAGUGUGGUAGCUACAGUAAACAAUAUGUUCCAGUUGAGCUCUAACGCUACGGUGCAGUCCGUAUCGGAUGCCAUAAAAAGCGGCAAUAUCACUGGUGCUGAGUAUACCUCUAUGAGUCUCUGUGAGCAGAAUCCAUGUGACACCAGCACCACAGAGUGUAACAGUAAUACAGACGGCACUUCUACGUGCACCUGCGUCCCGGGCUACAUACCAAAUGUUUUUUCUUCAAGAAGCUGUACAGCCUGUCCCAGUGGCCAGAGAGCAGAGGGCCAGAAAUGUGUGCCGUGUGCGUUUGGUUAUUCCGGCUUCAACUGUAAUGACUCGGCGUUGUUGGCGCUGGUGGUGGUCGCCGUGGUUUUAGGUGGCAUUCUGCUCAUCCUGGUUUUGGCUCUGAUCAUCUUCUGUGUGCUCUCCGGAUCAAAGCGCGGCUCCAGCACCAGUAGUCCUCACUCCAAAGACCGGUUCCAGAUGUGGCCGUCCCACAACAUCACUCCCAUCCCUCGUGCGUCUCUCGGUCAGAACGCUAACACAGAGACCUACGGUACAGAGAUGCCCUUGCCAGACAGUUUAAAACCCAGCAAUGGUUUGAAGUUAAGAGGAAAGAUGGGCUCCUACGAUCUCAUGCCGUUAGACGACCUGAGAACGUUUAAAGGCAAAAACCCAUCUCGCUAUUCUUACUUGGUCGAGGGUCACGAAAACCCAUACUUCAAUACAGCAGAUGAGCAAACAUCAUCCUGAGUGGAGAGAAGACGGGAGUACAAGAGAUGAGACGAGAGGACGCUGGUUAAUAAAUACUUAUGAAAUGAUGGAGAUGACGUAGAGGGAUAGUUUUGUUUUGUUUUGUUUUGUUUUUGAAAAAACAUAAAAUCCAAAUGACUCUUUCAUACUCAUUGGUCCGUUUUGUUCUAUCGAGGAAAAUUCUUCUCAAGAAACUUUCUUAACUGUAUAUCGGUUCCGGUUUUUAUAACAGAUGGCUUUAUGCCCUUUAUCAUAUCGCUAGAGCUGAUCUUAACCCUUACAUUAAGAUCAUUAUUAAUAUCACGUUACUCGGACCAUGUCUUUAGAUUCUAGUAUACACGAUACUGUAUGUCAUCUUGCUGUUGGAGUUGGUCCACACUUUAUUAUGCUGUUAUAAUAACCUUCAUCAUAUAUUAUUCAAGCACAUAAAGAAUAUGCCACAUCUAUGAGGACACUAUGGAAAGACUUUUAUUUUCACCUCUGAAUUUUUGCGAUUUAAUCUAAACAUAAUUUUGAAAAUGAAAAAAAAAAAAAGAA
This is a messenger RNA of Hemibagrus wyckioides, 4618 nucleotides long. Its product is annotated as mucin-2. Gene Ontology annotation, biological process: cell-cell junction assembly. Bases 191 to 4081 code for a protein of 1296 amino acids. NCBI's taxonomy places the organism in Eukaryota, Metazoa, Chordata, Actinopteri, Siluriformes, Bagridae. The record is from RefSeq and is a predicted model, not a curated record. The transcript has 14 exons.